AUGAGUAAUGUUACCAACCAAAAUGGAACAGGUCUAGAGCAGCAGCUUGCUGGUCUGGACUUGCAGCCUCAGGCUAAUAAAAGUGCUGGCCGCUACAUCCCCCCGCAUCUGCGUAGGCAGUUGCAGGCCAAUCCUUCACAAGGGGAAGAGUCUAAGCGGCCAAGCUUAGACGCCCGUUCAAACGAACAACGGGACGGCCGUGCAUCAUUCGGAGGCAACUCUAGAACCUACGACCGUGGUGGUCGGCGCGACGACCGCGAACGUGACCGCGACCGUGACUACGAUCGCGGCAACGACUCGCGAUACCCGCGCAGAGACCGCGGUCGUGAUUCAGGCUAUCAAAAUGGCGAUUCAGAGCCACAACGCUGGUCGGAGUCGUCCGAGAGAUGGGGCUCCUCGGGCGGCGGCGGCGGCGGCGGCGGCGGUGGUGGCGGCGGCGGCGGCGGUGGCGGCGGUGGGCGCAGCUCGGCCGGCGGAGCGGGCGCGUCGAGCCGCGAGUCGCGCGACGUGCGCCGCGACGAGGACUUCAACGAGCCGCCGCAGCCGCGCAACGACCGCUGGAAGGAGCCGGAGCCACGCGCUGAUGACCGCAACAACUCGCGCUGGCCCUCCGAUGAUGUACGCCGCACGAGCAAUCGCAGGGACGAGGUUGGCCAUGAAAACAAUUCCAAUGAUUGGACGGUCCCGCUACCUCGCGACGAGCGGCAGGAGUUGGAGCUGUUUGGCACUGGCAACACAGGCAUCAACUUCUCGAAAUACGAGGACAUACCAGUUGAGGCCAGCGGAGAUCGUGUCCCAGAUUUCAUCACCAGUUUUGAGGAUGUUAACCUGACGGAAAUAAUGCGCCAGAAUAUAGCCUCAGCUCGUUACGACAAGCCGACACCAGUCCAAAAGUAUGCAAUCCCGAUCGUGCUUGCUAGAAGAGAUGUCAUGGCGUGCGCACAGACUGGUUCAGGAAAAACGGCCGCAUUCCUUGUGCCCAUCCUCAAUCAGAUGUACGAAGCUGGCCCCGUUAAACAUAUGGGACCAUGUAUCCGGCGCAAGCAGUACCCGCUGGGCCUGGUGUUGGCUCCGACGCGCGAGCUUGCAACGCAAAUCUUUGAUGAGGCUAGGAAAUUUGCCUACCGUUCUCGUGUGCGACCUUGUGUCGUGUAUGGCGGGUCCCCUAUACACGAGCAGUUCCGCGAGCUGGAGCGAGGUUGUCACCUGUUGGUUGCGACCCCGGGGCGACUCGUGGAUAUGCUGGUGCGCGGCCGCGUGGCGCUGGACCACUGCCGACAUCUCGUGCUGGACGAGGCUGACCGUAUGCUGGACAUGGGUUUCGAGCCUCAGAUUCGCAAGAUUGUCGAGAGCCACACGAUGCCAAAGACUGGCGAGCGCCAGACGCUCAUGUUCUCGGCGACUUUCCCUAAACAAAUCCAAGUGCUAGCGCAGGAUUUCUUAUAUAAUUAUGUUUUUCUUGCUGUUGGACGCGUCGGUUCCACAUCUGAAAAUAUCACCCAGAAGGUGGUAUGGGUGGAGGAAAUGGAUAAGCGUUCUUUCCUGUUGGAUUUGCUGAAUGCUUCCAACUUACUGCAACGUGCACGCCCGGAAGAGGAUCAACUGAUCCUUGUAUUCGUUGAAACGAAGAAAGGUGCCGACCAACUGGAAGUGUUCUUGGAUAACCUUGGUUACCCAGUCACGUCCAUCCACGGCGACCGAUCCCAGCGCGAGCGUGAAGAAGCUUUGCGCCGGUUCCGUUCCGGACAGACACCGAUUCUUGUCGCUACCGCCGUCGCGGCCAGAGGUUUGGACAUACCGCACGUGCGUCACGUGAUUAACUUUGAUUUGCCGUCGGACGUUGAAGAGUACGUGCACCGCAUCGGUCGUACCGGCCGUAUGGGUAACCUGGGCGUGGCCACGUCCUUCUUCAACGACACUAACCGUGGCCUCGCGCGGGACCUCGUUGAGCUCCUCGUUGAGGCAAAGCAGGAUGUGCCAAAUUGGCUGACGAGCACGGCAGCUGAUGGGCGCCUUGGUGGCGGCGGACGUCGGACUGGAAGCAGGUCUGGCGGGGGACGAUUUGCAAGCAGCGGCAGUGGCUUUGGCGCUAGAGAUUUCCGUACUCAAUCGCGUCAAACUCCACGAUCGGCAGGGCCAUCAACUAUUGGUUCUGGGUUCGGAUACGGCGGCGGGUCGUACGGCGGUAACUACGGCGGGUCGUACGGCGGCGGCGGCGGCGGCGGCAGCAGCGGCGGCCCCGACUGGUGGGACUCGUAA
Spodoptera littoralis (African cotton leafworm) is the source of this 2259-nucleotide messenger RNA. NCBI's taxonomy places the organism in Eukaryota, Metazoa, Arthropoda, Insecta, Lepidoptera, Noctuidae. The record is from the annotation of a GenBank genome assembly.